AGUAGGGCCCACUCGUGGUGGUACUUCCACCCAGCCACACACGAAGGAGGAGGAGGAGAAGAUGGCCGCCAUCCUGCAGGAGARAAAGGAGAAGAAGGAGGCCAAGAAGAAGGCCUUGAAAGAGGAACAGGCGGCCAAAUUGAAGAAGAUGGAGGAAGAGAUGGCCAGGGAGAAAGAGAGGCUGAAAAAGGAAGAAGAAGAGAAGCUGAAGGAGGUGGAUGAAGAAGAGGAAGGUCCACCACUACAAAAGAGUAGUGGGCAGCAUAGUGGCAGCAAUGGCGGGGACCUGGAGAAAAGGAUAUCCGAAUGGGUUGCCAACUUGUCUGUGGGAGAAGAAGAAGAAGUGGCAAUGUACAUACCCCAAGAUGAUCAGGAAGCCGCUAUGAAAGCUUGGGAAGCAGAAAAAGAUGUCGUGAAGCGGCAGGCGAUGGAAGAUGAAAAGAGGAUGGAAUGGAGAUUGGCAGUGAUGAGGGAGAAGAAAAGGAGAGUGGACGCGGCGGCGGAGGCGGCAGAAGAAUUAGAGGAAGCGGAGCAAUAUGACUUCAGUAGGAGUCAGCACAUAACUGUGCAUUCAAUAAAGUUGGGGUUUCGAGAAUUUGCGCGCGAGCUGGUAGGCGCUGUAGGAACCGAGGUGGCCCACCGCCUUGACAAGACCGAGCGGUCCUGUCCUGGCGCCAUUGAGGGCGUCAAGGCGGCAGCCCCCAAGGAGGAGGAAGCACGUCCUCCUCGCCGGGAACCAGUCAAGAUCAAAUUCCCUGAUUCCUACAGUGGGAAAAGGGAAGAGAACUUUGACAAUUGGGAAGCUAACGUUAAGACCUAUGUGCACUUGCAACAGGUCUCCUCGGAUCAGCAGGUUCUGAUUGCGAUCCACGCGCUGAGAGAUGAGGCCGCCAGUUUUGCAAGGUCCCUAGUUCGCGCUGCCAACUGUAGUGAUGAUCCCGUUGCGUACUCCUCGUUCACGUCCCUUAUCGAAUUCCUGAAAUUGCUGCGCGAGCGAUUUGCAGACGUCGCUCGCAGUGUUAAGGCCUCAGACAAGCUCCAAACCAUCCAUUCUCGUAAAUGGAAGAGCGCUAGGGCACUCAAGGGUACAAUGGAUGAGUUGGUGGCCGUCCCUGACCACGGGGUCACAGAGGGCCAAUUAGUCAACCUCUUUUACCGGGCUAUGCCCGAAGCCUUUCGAGGGCAGUUCUUCGCAAAGAGCGAAGAUCCUCCCACCACUUACGAUUCCCUUAGUCGUGAAGUGGUGGCUUUUGAAGCGAAGUCCGUGUCCCUGUCUACCUUCUGGCACAAGGACUUGGACAGGGGAAAGCAAUGGAAAGGCCGCACUAUCUCAGGGCAGGUAAAGACUAAGGACUGCCUUGUCCUGACUUUAGAUGAAGGUAGUGUGGAUGAGAUCCCCUACGAUCAGAUUGACUGGGGGCUAGAGGAGGAGGACAGCGGUGUGGGCCAGGGGAGAUCCUACGCUGCUGUCGUGGCUGGAGGGAGGCCGCAAGGAGGAAGAGGCCAGGGCCAAGGGGGUCGGGCCUCAGGGAACCGGUUCCAGGGCGAUCAGGGGGUUGGCGGCAGAGGAGGAAACCGCCAAGCGGAAGGCAGGGGUCAAGGUCCCUCGCAAAACCGUCCUAGGAAUAGGUCUCCCUAUAGAGAUGUCCCCACGGAGUUAGAGGAACUUCGCAAGCAGUUAGACGAGCUCCUCGAGAAGGGUUGGAUUAGGCCCAGUUCGUCUCCUUUCGGAGCACUUGUCCUCUUUGUUCCUAAGAGUGAGGGAGAGCUGAGAAUGUGCAUAGACUAUAGGGGUCUGAAUGAGAUUACAGUGAAGAAUGUUGAGCCACUGCCAAGGAUAGACGAUCUUUCAGAUGGAGUGCAGGGGGCCAAGUAUUUCUCCAAGAUAGAUUUAAGGUCCGGAUAUCAUCAAAUAGAGGUACAUCCUGAUGAUCAGUAUAAAACGGCCUUCCGGACCAGGAAGUUCGUGAGGAACUUCUCCACCAUCGCUGCGCCCCUUCGCAGAUUGCUGAGAAAAGAGACAAUCUGGAAGUGGGACAAGGACUGCACGUCUGCGAUGAAGAAAUUAAAGCAGGCAUUGAUAGAGUAUCCAGUCCUUAAGGUCGCUGAUCUGUCCUUGCCUUUUGUCGUUACUACGGAUGCUAGCCAGUACGGCAUAGGCGCGGUGUUGCAGCAAGACAAUGGCAAUGGGUAUAGACCCGUAGAGUUCAUGUCCGCCAGAAUGCCUUCAGAGAAUGUCGCGACAUCUACCUAUGAGAGGGAACUCUACGCUCUCAGGCAAGCGUUAGACCACUGGAAGCACUACUUGCUUGGGAGGCACUUCAAAGUCUAUUCUGACCAUGAAACAUUACGAUGGUUAAAGACGCAGGCCAAGAUGACACCUAAGCUUACUAGGUGGGCCGCAGAGAUAGAUCAGUACGACUUUGAGCUCAAGCCUGUCAAAGGGAAGUAUAACGUAGUUGCGGACGCUCUGAGUAGAAGAGUUGAUUACUUCGGGGCAAUAGUGCACUACCUCGAUAUAGGGAAGGACCAACAACAGAAGGAGAUGCCACGUGGUCUAGUAUGCCACGCUCGGGGGCAUUCUAUUGAAUGCGGCGAUGGCGAUGGCGAUGGCGAUGGCGAUGGGGAUCGCGACCAGCGUGCGACCACGUGGCAAGCACCAGGAGGCGCGUCGGGUAACCCUGCUGCUGCCCCGCUUAUAGCAGAAUUGGCUGUCAUCAUCGCCGUGGACGCCAUAGCCAUACCCAUAGCCAUAGCCAUAGCUACAACGCUGGGAACUGGCGUCAGACGUGGACACUACCCUUGCCUGCUUUCCGCGAGGUGGAGAAGGCUAAACCCCUUUCCUCGGUCCUUGAGGACAUCCGUCGGUCCUUGAGGACAUCCGUUAAAAUUUUGGAACGAUACAGAGAAAGAAGAUUAGCAUGGCCCCCGCGCAAGCAUGACGCGCACGCAUUACCAACUACCAAAGUAGCCUACCCCCCGUCUUCCCCCGAACAUAACGCAACCUGAGAAUGAAUGCAUACAGACUAU
Molecule: messenger RNA, 3030 nt
Organism: Chara braunii
Lineage: Eukaryota; Viridiplantae; Streptophyta; Charophyceae; Charales; Characeae
Source: the annotation of a GenBank genome assembly